AUGGUUCAGUGCAGGCGAGCGGGAGCUUCUGCGGGGCGCGGAGCUGGACUCGGGAGCGGCUGGCGAGCGCGGCGCGGACCGGGGCACCGGAGCCAGGCUGCGGAUAGCGAGCCGGGGCUGUGCGGCUGCAGUGCGAUGAAGCAGCGGCUCAGGGAGCGGAGGCAGGCGGUGUGGCGAGUCGAGCCGGCCCCGGGCCGGUGCUGCUGCUCGGGAGGCUGCUGAGGCGCGGCGGCGGGCGGAGCGCGGGGAGCGGAGAGCGGGGAGCCGGCCGAGCGGCGGAGUGGCCUCCCGGCUGCGCCCCCCUCCGGGGGGACCAUGCGGGCGGCCAAGUGGCUGACGGGGCUGCUGUACCCGCUCUCGCUCUUCAUCACCAGAUCCUGGGAAGCCCACUGGCACCCCAGACAAGAAGCGCUGGUGAGGACGCUGGCCUCCUACGAAGUCGUGACUCCCUCAAGGGUGAACGAGUUCGGCGAAGCGUUUCCCCCGAGCCGCCACUUUCGCCGGCGAAAGCGCAGAGCCAAGGCCCCGGAGCCUCCUCCGGCCAGGACCCACUACCGCAUCAGCGCCUACGGGCAGCUCUUCCUCCUGAACCUGAGCGCCGACGCCACCUUCCUGGCCGCGGGCUACGCCGAGGUGCACCUGGGGGCCCCCGCGCACCGCUGGCAGCCGGGCGAGGAGCCCCUGGACCUGCGCCACUGCUUCUACCGUGGCCGGGUCAACGCGCGGGAGGACCACACAGCUGUCUUCAGCCUCUGUGGAGGCCUGAUGGGCACAUUUAAAGCACAUGAUGGUGAGUAUUUCCUCGAACCUGUGAUGAAGGCAGAUGGGAGUGACCAUGAAGAUGAUGACUACAGCAAGCCGCAUCUCAUAUACAGACAGGAAUUAAAGAAGAGCUCUGCUCUGCAGCCUCACAAGCCUUGUGACACUUCAGAAAGUCAAGUAAAGAAAAUCACUUUACCUUUUCAUAACUACAGCAACAUGGAUGAAGAUAUUAAUUUAAAGAGGGAAACGGUUUCACGACUCUUGGCGAGAAAUGUCUCAUUAGAAGAUGAAAGAAGUCAGUUACAUUCCAGGAAAAAGCGUUUCCUAUCCUAUCCAAGAUAUGUGGAAGUCAUGGUUACAGCUGAUGCCAAAAUGGUCCAUCAUCAUGGUCACAAUUUGCAGCACUACGUGUUAACACUGAUGUCGAUUGUUGCAGCAAUCUACAAGGACUCAAGUAUUGGAAAUCUUAUAAACAUAGUCAUUGUAAAAUUGGUCGUCAUCCACAGUGAACAGGAAGGACCAGUCAUCAGUUUUAAUGCAGCUACCACACUACGCAGCUUUUGUUUAUGGCAACAAACUCAGAAUGUUCUGGAUGACGCUCACCCUUCACACCAUGAUACGGCUAUUCUGAUCACUAGGGAAGACAUUUGUGGAGCUAGAGAGAAAUGUGACACACUAGGUUUAGCAGAACUAGGUACCUUGUGUGAUCCUUCACGGAGCUGUUCUAUCAGUGAAGAGAACGGACUCAGUGCUGCCUUUACCAUCGCUCAUGAACUUGGGCAUGUGUUUAAUGUUCCUCAUGAUGAUAGUUUUAAAUGUAAAGAAUCUGGAAUCAAACACCAGUAUCAUGUAAUGGCUCCAACAUUAAAUUACCACACUAGCCCUUGGACCUGGUCAAAAUGUAGUCAGAAAUUUAUCACUGAAUUCCUUGACACUGGCCAUGGAGAGUGCCUCCUUGACAAACCAAAUGGAAGAAUAUAUGAUCUGUCUUUACAACUCCCUGGCCUGACGUAUGACGUCAAUAAGCAGUGUGAGCUUAUGUUUGGUCCUGGGUCACAAGUGUGUCCCUAUUUGAAACAAUGCAGGCGUCUCUGGUGCACGAGUGCAGAAGGUGUUCACAAGGGCUGUCGCACGCAACACAUGCCAUUGGCAGAUGGAACCAACUGUGGUCCUGGGAUGCAUUGCCACCAUGGGCUAUGUGUAAACAAAGAAAUGGAAACACGUCUUGUAGAUGGUGAAUGGGGACCGUGGGGACCUUACAGUUCUUGUUCAAGAACGUGCGGAGGUGGAAUCAAAAGCACGAGCAGGCUCUGUAAUCGUCCCGAGCCAAGAAACGGAGGCAAGUACUGUGUGGGCCGCAGGAUGAAAUUUCGGUCAUGUAACACUGAUUCCUGUCCAAAAGGCAAGCAAGACUUCCGCGAGAAGCAGUGCUCUGACUUUGAUGGUAAACACUUCAACAUCAAUGGGCUCUCCCCCAAUGUCAGGUGGCUUCCGAAGUACAGUGGGAUUGCCAUAAAAGACAGAUGCAAACUCUACUGCCGGGUUGCUGGAACCACUAACUUCUACCAGCUGAAGGACAAGGUUGCUGAUGGCACUCCUUGUGGGACUGAAACUAAUGACAUCUGUGUUCAAGGCUUGUGUCGGCAAGCUGGCUGUGAUCAUGUGUUAAACUCCAAGGCCCGGAGAGACAAGUGUGGAGUGUGUGGUGGGGAUGACUCUUCAUGCAGGACCGUGGCAGGUGUAUUCAACAGUGCUCGUUAUGGUUAUAAUGUCGUCGUCAAGAUUCCCACAGGAGCAACAAACAUCGAUAUUCUUCAGCACAGCUACUCUGGAAAGCCAGAAGAUGACAAUUACCUUGCAUUAUCAGACAUUCAAGGGAACUUUCUCUUGAAUGGAAAUUUUGUCGUAAGUAUGUCAAGAAAAGAAAUCAACAUACAAGGAGCCAUUUUUGAAUACAGCGGUUCAAACAGCUCAAUUGAAAGAAUCAAUAGCACUGACCGACUGGAAGACAAUCUUGUUUUGCAGGUUUUGUGUGUGGGGAACUUAUACAACCCCGAUGUACGUUACUCCUUCAAUAUCCCCGUGGAAGAGACAAACGACCAGUUCGUGUGGAAUCCUUACGGGCCAUGGCAAGACUGUACCAAAAUGUGUCAAGGUGUUCACAGAAGAAAAAUCACCUGCAUCCGUAAGAGUGACCACAUGGUGGUGUCCGAUCAAAGGUGCGAUCACUCGCCACUUCCACUGUUCGUGACGGAAAGGUGCAAUACAGACUGUGAGCUAAGGUGGCACAUCAUUGGCAAAAGUGAGUGUUCAGCCCAGUGUGGUCAAGGAUCUAGGUCCUUGGACAUCAAAUGCAUCAAGUAUUCGAUUCACAAAGGACAGACCACCCCAGUAGAUGACCGCUACUGUAGCGACCAGUUGAAGCCUGCUGCCCGGGAACCUUGCCAUGGUGACUGUAUCUUAGCGAGGUGGCAUUAUUCAGAUUGGUCCCAGUGUUCCAGGACUUGUGGAGGAGGGGAAAGAUCUCGCGAGUCUUACUGUAUGAAUAACUUUGGCCACCGUCUUGCUGACAGUGAAUGUCAAGAACUUGUCCAAGUGACGCUAGAGACAUGCAAUGACUUUUCCUGUCCCAGUUGGGCUACUAGUGAGUGGAGUGAGUGCCACGUUACAUGUGGAAAGGGAACAAAGCAGCGGCAGGUGUGGUGUCGCCUGAAUGAAGAUCAUCUGAGUGACGGCUUCUGUGACCUAAGCACCAAGCCUGAUUCUCUGAGAUCAUGUGAGCAGCAGCCAUGUGCUUCCUGGCAAGUCGGACCCUGGAGUUCUUGCACAGUCACAUGCGGACAUGGGUAUCAAGUCCGUGCUGUUAAGUGUGUCAGUGAGCAGUUUGGUGUAGUGUUGGAUGACAGAGUGUGCCAUGGAGCUGGUCGCCCAAAUGACAGGCAGGACUGUAUAGUUGCACCAUGCCCAGUUAUCCCUCCAGUUGGGGCUACUGCAUUAUCAGUUGUUCCCAAGGGAAAGAUGACACAGUGGCGACAUGGUUCUUGGACUCCAUGCUCCGUGUCUUGUGGAAGAGGUAGUCAGGCCCGCUAUGUCAGCUGCCGGGACGCGCUGGAUGAAAUAGCGGAUGAGUCCUAUUGUGCCCACCUACCCCGACCUGCUGAAACCUCAAGGUGCUUUAGCCCUUGUGGAGAGUGGCACACAGGCAACUGGUCACCUUGCUCAGCCUCGUGCGGCCAUGGAAAGACCACACGGCGGGUUCUCUGCGUCAGCUCCCAUCAGCCAGUUAAUGAGCAUUACUGUGACCCUGAAGCGCGGCCGGUGGUAGAGCAGGAAUGUGACCUGGCAGCCUGCCUUCCCACGUACAGCCACUUCCCAAGUUCCGUGGAGCGACCCAGCCAUUUUCCAGACAGGAAUUUUCCAUUAACUCACAAACCAGAAGAUAAUCAAAAUCAGGGAGCCCAUCCAUCCAUCAGAGGAAACCAAUGGAGAACAGGGCCAUGGGGCUCAUGUUCUGGCAGUUGUGGUGGAGGUCUUCAGCGGAGAGUUGUGGUCUGCCAGGAUGAGGAAGGACAAAGUGCCAGUGACUGUGAUGCCUCCUCCCAGCCCCCAGAGUUAAGGCGCUGUGAUCUGGGACCAUGUCCACAGUGGAGUUAUGGAAAUUGGGGAGAAUGCACUCGAACAUGUGGAGGAGGAAUAAAGUCGAGGUUCGUAAUUUGUCAGUUUCCCAAUGGCCAGGUGUCACAAGAGCAGAACUGCGAGAUCUUAAACAAGCCUCCCACUGUGACCCAGUGCCACACGCAUGCAUGCCCUGAAGAGGUGUCUUGGUAUCGGGGACCAUGGAAAUCGUGCUCUGCUUCCUGUGGAAGAGGCUUAAAGUACCGUGAGGUCCUCUGCAUUGACCAAGUCCAAAGGAAAAUAGAGGACAAGAACUGCGAUCUCCUAAGGAAACCUCGUACUCACAAAGCUUGUCGAUCGGCCAGAUGUCCUUCAUGGAAGGCCAAAGGAUGGCAGGAGUGCUCUGUGACCUGUGGCUCUGGAGUGCAGCAGAGGGAGGUGUACUGCAGACUGAGAGGUGUGGGUCCAGUAGAUGCAGACCUGUGUGACAGGGCCACCCGGCCAGAAUUUCAGAGGCAAUGCUGGCGUCAGGACUGCCUGCAGUACCAAUGGGUGGCAAGAGACUGGCCAGAUUGUCCCCUUGCGUGUGAGCAAACGGAGACCCUCCGGCAGGUGUGGUGUGUUGAUGCCCAGCACGUCCAGGUGAAAGAGAGUCUCUGUGACCCUUUAGCCAGACCUCUGUCAACGAAAAAGUGCAGAAACCCUGCCUGCAAGUACAUUGUGGUGACAGGAGACUCCUCGAAGUGUGCAGGUAACUGUGGGUUUCAUUACCGACAAAGGAUUACGUACUGCAUUGGAGUCCUAUCCACUGAGAAAUGGAAGCCCCGCCUGCUCUGGCCUGUGCACUAUGGAGAAUGUCCAGUGCUGCCCUCCCCUCAGGUCUACAAAUGCGAUUUCAGGAGCUGUCUGCACAUGGCCAUGUGGAAAGUUGGAAAAUGGAGCAAGUGCUCAGUGACUUGUGGAGUUGGGAUAAUGGAUAGAAGAGUUGAAUGCAUGACUGAAGAUGAUGUUUCCAGUGGCUUCUGUUUAAAGCACUUAAAACCUGAUGCUCAAAAGAAAUGUUAUGUCAAUAACUGCAAAACGUUUAUCAGCUGCAAGGAAAUGCAAGUGAAAAACAACAUUACCAAGGAUGGGGACUAUUACCUUCAUAUUAAGGGAAGGCUGAUAAAGAUCUACUGUGCAGACAUGCACUUGGGAAACCCCAAGGAAUAUAUAUCCUUGGUCAGAGGUGUAGAAGACAACUUUUCUGAAGUAUAUGGCUUAAGGCUACAAAAUCCAUAUGAGUGCCCUUUUAAUGGAAGUAGGAGGCAAGAUUGUGACUGUAGGAAAGACUAUUUGGCGGCGGGGUACACUGUGUUCAGCAAAAUCAGAAUUGAUCUCACAUCUAUGCAGAUCAAAACAACAGACCUUCUCUUUGCCCAGACACUCUUUGGAAAGGCAGUGCCCUUUGGCACAGCUGGAGAUUGCUACAGCGCUGCCAGAUGCCCACAGGGACAAUUCAGCAUUAACUUGGCAGGAACAGGACUGAAGAUCUCCAGUACAGCCAAGUGGCUUGCCCAAGGGAGUUAUGCCUCUGUCAUCAUACACAGAUCACAGGAUGGAACCAAAGUCUAUGGCAGAUGUGGCGGGUUCUGUGGAAAGUGUGUGCCUUACUUAACUGGCCUCCCGAUCCAAGUAAUCUGAACAUUCAAAAGAAGAGAUAGAAGAUAUUCUCUGGAACCACAGAUACUGGUGCUCAUUCCCCCCACCCCACCAUGUGUAAAACAUCGGUGCCAUUUUUUUAAAGGUGCUUUUCAUCAGGGAUUCAAAAUUAAAAAAAAAAAUUCAAGACUUCAAUAUAAAUGUAAUAGAUACCUAACUCUUGUCAGGAUGUUGUAAUGGGCAUAGCAAGAGAUAUAGUUAUGUUUGAAUACAUUUUACCAGGAUAUUGUUGCUAUUAAGUACUUGGACUGGUUCAGAUUUAUAUUACACCUAAAAAUACACAUGUGAAUCUUCACUGUGUCUUGUUGUACAACAAAGUAUCGAUUUUACUUCUUGUUAAAGUGGAACAAGUAGAAGUUAUGAAAAUGAACUUCGAGACUAUGAUUAUUGUUAUUGAAUCAUCAGGUGACUAGUAGUCAAGAGUCCCAUCAAAAGUACAUAGACAUUAUACUCUUUGCUGAUACAGUUUAGAAACCUUACUUUAUAUUUAUUUAAUUUUAAUUGUGAAAUGUGGUGCUUCGAAAGAUAGUCCCAGAAAUGUGGUACAAGAUUUGGAUUAAAAUUUAUGCUUGGAUUACAGAAGCCAGACCUUCUACCUUCUGUGGCCCCUAAAGAAUUUUGGACCAUACUUCUAGAGGGGUGAAUGUUUGGGCAAGAUGACCAGAGGGCUCUGGACUUAAACUUCAUCAGUACCUGGAGAGAGAAGGGGGGGAGGCAGGGAGGAAGGAAGAACACUAGAAGUAAUAGGUGUGACUUAGAAAGGAAGAGAAGGCUGGGUCAUAGAAAAAAAAUGGGCAAAUACAUAUAAAUAUAGAUAGUUACAGAAAUAAUAGUGAACCCAUAUUUGUGAUAUUGGGAGAGCUAUGCAGUUUCCAGUUGGGUGAAAGGGUACACAGAACUCUGGUAGGAAAGAUGUGGAACUAUACCCCUGUUAUCUUAUGAUUUUGUGAAUCAAUAUUAAAUCACUAAUAUAAAAUUUAUGCUUGGGUUAAACAUAAAUUGUUGUGGGUGUAAUACAGAAGAUAUUAUGUAACGGAAUUUCACCUGAGAUACCUACCUCUAAUUUGAUCAUGCUUAAAAGAUCAGUGUGUUGUUUUUAUAUUUAUAUUCUGUUAUGCCUUCAUGAUCCUUAUCUGCUCUUUGAAACUAUUUACUUGGUUUCCUAAUAUCUUUACUAGUCAAAUAGAGAACUGAGAAUUAUUGAAAAUUUGAAGUCUCUUUUAGGAUAGAGAGUUUUAUCUAACUAUCUAAAUGUGUGUGUUAGGUACGCUCAAGUGAUUUCAUAGCUGAAGUUUGUCAAACCAGAAUAUAAAAGACAAUCUAAAAUUAACAAGUCCUGGGAAAUUCCCAGGUAGUUAGGGAUUUUUUUUCAGGUGGAUAACUUGAUUGUAUGCUGUCUAACAUGAUUUUUGAAAGAAUAAUGGACAAAUCUUUUCUGUGACAAUCUACUCUAUCAACCCACAAAACUUGAAUCUACUGAUAGAAUUUUGUCAGUAAACAGUAAUGAGCUGGUUUUACCCACAAAGGGUUUUUUCCUCCCAAACAGUUAUUGCAGGUGUGUUGUCCCAUAUACAGUACGAAAGCAAUUUUAUGCUGUGUGAUUAGAUAAGCGUUUGAAGGUCUCUGUAUCAGAAAGGAAGUAUUUUGCACUAUGGGCCUUAAACUAGUUAGAAACAUUAAUAUGAAAUGUGUGAUUUUAUCUAGAAACAGUCUCAUUUAUAUUUAAAGUCUUAUAACCUAUAAACAUUUAAGUGAUAAAUAUAUUGUGUCAUAUAUUAGCAUUUUGGUUUCAUUGUUAUUACCUAUAAGAAAAGAAUCUUUCAUCCUGAAGCUUGUAAUUCUGAAAGCAUUUCACCCAGCCCUUCCCACAUUGAUGGAGGCUUUGGUGCUGUGUUCUCUUUCACACUCCAACUCUCUGCCU
Messenger RNA from Erinaceus europaeus (western European hedgehog), 7999 nucleotides. RefSeq names its product ADAM metallopeptidase with thrombospondin type 1 motif 20 (gene ADAMTS20). Gene Ontology annotation, cellular component: extracellular matrix. The record is from RefSeq and is a predicted model, not a curated record. Bases 316 to 6060 code for a protein of 1914 amino acids. Gene Ontology annotation, molecular function: metalloendopeptidase activity; zinc ion binding. Lineage: Eukaryota; Metazoa; Chordata; Mammalia; Eulipotyphla; Erinaceidae. The transcript is spliced from 39 exons. Gene Ontology annotation, biological process: proteolysis; extracellular matrix organization.